Molecule: messenger RNA, 2111 nt
Organism: Dioscorea cayenensis subsp. rotundata (Guinea yam)
Lineage: Eukaryota; Viridiplantae; Streptophyta; Magnoliopsida; Dioscoreales; Dioscoreaceae
Product: ruBisCO large subunit-binding protein subunit beta, chloroplastic-like
Biological process (GO): protein refolding
Molecular function (GO): ATP binding; ATP-dependent protein folding chaperone
Source: RefSeq, a predicted model, not a curated record
UUUUUGAGCCAAUGGCAGCAACCUUCAGUGCCAUGUCAACUGCUGGUCCUUUGGCUGCUGCCCCUGGCAGUAAUCCAGCAGAGAGGAAGCCCUCAUCUUCUACUGUGAAGUUCUCCCGGUUUUCUUCUUUGUCCUCUAUUGCUUCUAGUUCUUUUAGUGGCAGAAGGCAGAAUGUGCAUCUGCAAAAGAGAUGCAACGUUAAAAUCAGUGCAAUGGCUAAAGAGUUGUAUUUCAACAAGGAUGGAUCAGCCAUGAAGAAGCUUCAGACUGGAGUCAAUAAGCUUGCAGAUCUUGUUGGGGUUACUCUUGGUCCGAAGGGAAGGAAUGUUGUUUUGGAAAGCAAGUAUGGAUCACCAAAAAUUGUCAAUGAUGGUGUUACAGUGGCAAAGGAGGUUGAAUUAGAGAAUCCUGUUGAGAACAUUGGUGCUAAGCUAGUAAGACAAGCUGCUGCAAAAACCAAUGACUUAGCGGGAGAUGGGACCACCACUUCUGUUGUUCUUGCUCAAGGUCUGAUUGCUGAAGGCGUGAAGGUGGUUGCAGCAGGUGCCAAUCCUGUCCAGAUUACUCGAGGUAUUGAGAAAACAGCCAAAGCUCUUGUGGCUGAGCUCAAGAAUAUGUCAAAAGAGGUUGAAGACAGUGAACUUGCGGAUGUAGCCGCAGUUAGUGCUGGAAACAACGAUGAAAUAGGAAACAUGAUAGCCGAAGCUAUGAGCAAGGUUGGGAGGAAAGGGGUUGUGACACUCGAAGAGGGGAAGAGUGCGGAGAAUAGUUUAUAUGUAGUUGAAGGAAUGCAAUUUGAUCGUGGCUAUAUUUCUCCCUACUUUGUGACAGACAGCGAGAAAAUGUCAGUUGAGUAUGAAAACUGCAAGCUGCUUCUUGUUGACAAAAAAAUAACAAAUGCAAGAGAUCUUAUUAGUGUCUUGGAAGAUGCUAUUCGAGGGGGAUAUCCUGUUGUGAUCAUUGCUGAAGAUAUCGAGCAGGAAGCUCUUGCUACCCUGGUUGUGAACAAGCUCAGAGGGGCUUUGAAGAUAGCAGCACUUAAAGCCCCUGGCUUUGGAGAGAGAAAAAGCCAAUAUCUUGAUGACAUUGCUAUCCUGACUGGAGGGACUGUGAUCAGAGAUGAGGUUGGGUUGUCAUUGGAUAAAGCUGACAAAGAGGUUCUUGGUACUGCUGCGAAGGUUGUAUUAACAAAAGAUUCUACCACCAUUGUUGGUGAUGGUAGCACUCAGGAGGAAGUAACCAAACGUGUUGCACAGAUCCGAAACUUGAUUGAGGCUGCAGAACAGGAAUAUGAAAAAGAGAAACUUAAUGAGAGGAUAGCGAAGCUCUCUGGUGGUGUGGCUGUCAUUCAGGUUGGAGCACAAACAGAAACAGAACUAAAAGAGAAGAAAUUAAGAGUAGAAGAUGCUCUAAAUGCUACGAAGGCUGCGGUUGAGGAAGGAAUUGUUGUUGGUGGUGGUUGCACCCUUUUGAGGCUUGCUGCCAAAGUUGAUGCCAUCAGAGACAAUCUUGAGAACGAUGAGCAAAAGGUUGGCGCUGACAUUGUUAAGAGGGCUUUGAGUUACCCUUUGAAAUUAAUUGCCAAAAAUGCUGGAGUCAACGGAAGUGUGGUUACUGAGAAGGUGCUUUCUAGUGACAACCCAAAGUUUGGUUACAAUGCUGCAACUGGAAACUAUGAAGACUUGAUGGCUGCUGGAAUCAUUGAUCCAACCAAGGUGGUAAGGUGCUGCUUGGAGCAUGCUGCAUCAGUUGCAAAAACUUUCCUCACUUCUGAUGUGGUGGUGGUUGAAAUCAAGGAGCCUGAACCUGUACCUGCUACCAAUCCAAUGGACAACUCAGGAUACGGGAUACUGAUGAACUCAUUUGAUGGAGUUACUAGUUGAUGCAUAACAGUGUUGUUGCCCAAUGUGUAAAUCACAUUGGUAAUUAUUGUAUCAAGCAUUUGCUAGUUCAUGAGAUGAGUUUAGAUUGGUAGUACAACUCUCGCGGCAUGAAAUGGAAUGAUAUGUUUAAUGUUGCACUUUUUGAGCAGCUUUUUUGUGAUUGUGGAUUUGAAAGGCCAAAUGAAUGUCAGUACAAACCCAAUUGGGUUCCAGUGCACCUUCUUCAAA